Molecule: messenger RNA, 558 nt
Organism: Anoplophora glabripennis (Asian longhorned beetle)
Lineage: Eukaryota; Metazoa; Arthropoda; Insecta; Coleoptera; Cerambycidae
Product: sonic hedgehog protein A
Exons: 3
Coding region: 1-528 (175 amino acids)
Biological process (GO): regulation of gene expression; cell fate specification; smoothened signaling pathway
Molecular function (GO): calcium ion binding; patched binding
Source: RefSeq, a predicted model, not a curated record
AUGUUCAAGAUUAUCUGCCUUUACCUGUGGACUCCGCCCGCUAACCAAUGGGUGAACAGCCUACCAGAAGAUGGCCAGCAUCUCAGAGUGGGGCAAUGGUGCGAGUGUAUAAGUGCGGUACCGGUACCGGAUGAAUGUGUCCAGGAGAUGAAGUGGUGCGCUGCGGCAACCCUUCUACUGGCUCUCGUUUUGGGGACGCAUAGUUGUGGUCCUGGCCGUGGAGCCGGCCGUCGAAGAAGUCCAAGAAAAUUAACUCCUUUGGUCUUUAAACAACAUGUUCCUAACGUUCCAGAAAAUACCUUAACAGCUAGUGGUCUUACAGAGGGCCGAAUUGGGAGAAAUGAUACCCGAUUUAAGGAUCUUGUUCCCAAUUAUAAUCAAGAUAUAAUAUUUAAGGAUGAAGAAGGUACAGGAGCUGAUCGACUUAUGACACAGGUCAACAUUUUGUUUGAAAAAAAAAACCACCGGAUUCUACCUAGGUUCCCAGUUGUUUUUGGGGUCGCUGAGUCGGAUGCCGUGGUUGGUUAAGCUCUAUCACGUCAUGUUCAAGGUCAUUUU